Bombina bombina (fire-bellied toad) is the source of this 784-nucleotide messenger RNA. It is a transcript of the gene MRPL18, whose product is annotated as mitochondrial ribosomal protein L18. The coding region runs from base 122 to 649 and encodes 175 amino acids. Gene Ontology annotation, biological process: translation. Gene Ontology annotation, cellular component: mitochondrion; ribosome. The record is from RefSeq and is a predicted model, not a curated record. Lineage: Eukaryota; Metazoa; Chordata; Amphibia; Anura; Bombinatoridae. Gene Ontology annotation, molecular function: 5S rRNA binding; structural constituent of ribosome. The transcript is spliced from 4 exons.
CUAUACAAAAAUGGCGAAUUCAGUUUUGGUGACCGGAAGUUUCCCGUUUCUAGCAUGUCUGCGCCCUUGAGUUAUCCGAAGUACAGAGGAGUGUACGGAGCAACCCGGUAUUUGCUGGGUUAUGUCCGUGGUCAUACGAAACAGAAGCCUAAUACAGGCUGUUCGUCACGCUACUACUUUAGCUAGUUUUCAGUCUUCUGGCCAGGCUGAAAUAGACACCCAAGAAAAUGAACUUGUUAGCCCAAAUUUCACAAAUCGAAACCCGCGUAAUAUGGAGCGAUUGGCGCUAGCAUUGAAAGACCGUGGUUGGGCAACAGUUUGGCCAUCUAGACAGUACUGGCAUAGGUUAAAAUUUGAGCGCUCUCAACACCAUGUAACUGCUUUUGUCGAGCAUGCUAAUGGAAAUGUGCUACUCUCAGCGUCUACUCGAGAGUGGGCAAUAAAGAAACACUUAUACAGCACAAAAGACGUUAUGGCCAGUGAAAAUGUAGGCCGAGUUUUGGCUCAACGUUGUCUAGAAGCUGGAAUCAGUUAUGUUUUUUUCCAUGCAAUACCAUGGGAAUUUAAAUCUGAGAUGGUACAGAGAUUUCGAAAUGCAAUGAAAGAAGGUGGAGUGGUUUUAAGUGAGCCACGCCGUAUUUACGAAUGACAGUAAUAAUGUGUAAACACAUGCUAAAGUAUUUCCCUGGACAAUUAUAAACUGAAUUAAAAUAUAACAUUAUAAAUGAAACAAGUAAACAUUGUAAAGAAUCCUUUUUUUUUUAAUAAACGGUAAUAAAGCUUA